AUGACCACAGCACAAGUCGCACAAUCGUCCAAACAGGCCGAGCAGGAGGCGCAGAUCCGCGCCGUGAUUGCCAACCUCGAGGCGAUCAACCGCAAGCUCGGCGAGGCCGACCCGACCGAGAUCAUCGAGUGGGCCAUCGACAACCUGCCCGGUCUCUACCAGACCACGGCGUUCGGCAUCACCGGCUGCAUCACCGUCGACAUGAUUGCGCGCAUCAGCGAGCAGCGCGCCGCCAAGCAGGGCCGUCCUGACCACCACCUCGUGCCGCUCAUCUUUGUCGACACGCUCUACCACUUUCCCCAGACACUCGACCUCGCCCAGAAGGCUGCCAAGCACUACAACGCCGAGAUGCACGUCUACUACCCACCAGGCACCACCACCGUGCGCGAGUUCGAGGACAAGUGGGGCACACAACUGUGGGAGAAGGACGAAGACACGUACGACUAUCUCGUGAAGGUCGAGCCUGCGCGUCGUGCGUACGAGGAGCUCGGCGUGCGCGCCGUCUUCACGGGACGUCGUCGUUCGCAAGGCGCUGACCGGGCCUCGCUCAACGCGGUCGAGGUGGACGAGACGGGCCUCAUCAAGGUCAACGCGCUCAUGAACUGGUCCUUCGGCCAGGUGGAUGCGUACGCCAAGGCAAACGCCGUGCCGUACAACGAGCUGCUCGAUCUCGGCUACAAGUCGAUCGGCGACUGGCACUCGACUGCGCUGCCAGGCUCCGGCGACUCGGGCGAGCGCGCAGGCAGGUGGAAGGACAAGGCGGGCAAGACCGAAUGCGGUCUGCACAAGGACUACUUCAAGAUGAAGAACUUGGCCGAGAAGAAGCUGCGUGAAGCCGAGCUCGCCCGCAAGGACGAGGCGCGCGACAAGGCAGCCGCCUCUGCCCAAGCCGAGGCCCUCUCCACCCGCGCAUGA
Molecule: messenger RNA, 915 nt
Organism: Moesziomyces antarcticus
Lineage: Eukaryota; Fungi; Basidiomycota; Ustilaginomycetes; Ustilaginales; Ustilaginaceae
Product: phosophoadenylyl-sulfate reductase
Exons: 1
Coding region: 1-915 (304 amino acids)
Cellular component (GO): cytoplasm
Molecular function (GO): phosphoadenylyl-sulfate reductase (thioredoxin) activity
Source: RefSeq, a predicted model, not a curated record